AUGGACGAGAAAUACGACGCCAUCAUCCUCGGCACGGGCGUCAGCGAGUGCGUGCUCUCGGCGCUGCUCUCCGUCGACGGCAAGAAGGUGCUGCACAUGGACCGCAACGACUACUACGGCGCAGACGCCGCCAGCCUCAAUCUCACGCAGCUCUGGGCGCGCUUCCGCGAGGGCCAGGAGCCACCGAAGGACAUCGGCCGCGACCGCGACUACGCCAUCGAUCUCAUCCCCAAGUUCAUGAUGGCCAACGGCGAGCUGACCAAGAUGCUCGUGCACACCGACGUGACGCGCUACCUCGAGUUCAAGCAGAUUGCCGCCUCGUACGUGUACCGCGACGGGCGCAUCGCCAAGGUGCCGGCCACGGAGAUGGAGGCCGUGCGCUCGAGCCUCAUGGGCCUGUUUGAAAAGCGCCGCGCCAAGAAGUUCUUCGAGUUCAUCCAGAAUUGGCGCGACGAGGACCCGGCCACGCACCAGGGCCAGGACCUCGACGGCACGCCCAUGACGAAGAUCUACGACUACUUCGGCCUCGAGGCGGGCACGCGCGACUUCAUCGGCCACGCCAUGGCGCUGCACCAGGACGAUGCCUACCUGCAGCGCCCGGCGCGCGAGACGUACGACCGCAUCCUGCUGUACACGUCGUCGAUGGCGCGCUACGGCAAGUCGCCCUACAUCUACCCGCUGUACGGCCUCGGCGAGCUGCCGCAGGGCUUUGCGCGUCUCUCGGCCAUCUACGGCGGCACGUACAUGCUCGACAAGCAGGUCGACGAGAUCGUCGUUGAUGCCGAGACGGGCAAGUUCAGCGGCGUGCGCUGCGGCGACGAGACGGUGCAUGCCGACAUGGUCAUUGGCGACCCGUCGUACUUCCGCGCCGGCGUCGGCGAGAAGAAGACGCCGCUCGUGCGCGAGACGGCAAAGGUCGUGCGCGCCAUCUGCUUCCUCAAGCACCCCAUCCCCAACACGGACAACGCCGACUCGGUGCAGCUCAUCAUCCCGCAGAACCAGGUCGGCCGCAAGCACGACAUCUACGUCGCCUGCCUCUCGAGCGCGCAAAAUAUCUGCGCCAACGGCCUGUACGUCGCGCAGGUCUCGACCAUUGUCGAGUCGUCGACGCCCGAGCUUGAGCUCAAGCCCGGACUGGACCUCCUCGGCCCCAUCUACGAGAAGUUCCUGCAGAUCUCGCCGCUCGAGGAGCCGAUCAACUCGGGCGCCGACGACAAGAUCUUCAUCACGCGCUCGCUCGACUCGCAGAGCCACUUCGAGUCGCUCGUCGACGACGUGCGGGACGUGUGGCGCCGCGCCACCGACGGAAAGCCGCUCGACCUCAAGAAGCGCGCCGAGGACGAGGGCGCGCAGGUGCAGGCCUGA
Molecule: messenger RNA, 1365 nt
Organism: Tilletiopsis washingtonensis
Lineage: Eukaryota; Fungi; Basidiomycota; Exobasidiomycetes; Entylomatales
Product: rab GTPase activator
Exons: 7
Coding region: 1-1365 (454 amino acids)
Biological process (GO): small GTPase-mediated signal transduction; protein transport; vesicle-mediated transport
Cellular component (GO): cytoplasm
Molecular function (GO): Rab GDP-dissociation inhibitor activity
Source: RefSeq, a predicted model, not a curated record